This is a messenger RNA of Cylicocyclus nassatus, 1259 nucleotides long. NCBI's taxonomy places the organism in Eukaryota, Metazoa, Nematoda, Chromadorea, Rhabditida, Strongylidae. The record is from the annotation of a GenBank genome assembly.
GGUUCUACUUUACUUUGAAAACAUGAUGAGGGAGGCGAAAAGCCUUUCAGAAGUUUUCAGAGAAAUGAGGAAUAGUUCUGAAUUUAUGAUUGAGCAAAGGCGAAAAAUCAUAGAAGAAGAUCGAUGCAAACGGCUCAAUGCUAUAAAUGCACUGCGAGUGCAACGAGAGAAAACUUCUGAGAUUAACGCUUUGGCGCGGGCGAUUAUCGAGAAGUGUAGUGAACACGAGUCGGCUGUUAUGGAGACCACAGAUAACAUGGAAUCAGAUGCCCAAGAGAAUUUGCAAGAACAUCUAGCGCAAAUUGAAACGUGGUCAUCCGAUUAUCAAGGGCAAGAAGACAUAGCGCUGGAAGCGCUUUCAUCGUUACAAAUCACGCAUGAAGGAAACGCUUUGAUAUGCGCUGCAUUAGAGGACACCCAUGACACAACGGUUGAGAUCAAUGAGUCUCUUAAGAAAAACGCAACGGAAUUCGAGCAGACCUUAACCUCUACUAAUAUAGCCGGUUAUGAAGAGGCGCGAAGUGUUCUGGAUUCUGUUGAUCGACUCUGUGUCGAUCUGAAGGGUAUCAAGGAUGAAACGAAGAAGAAUGAAGAACAGUAUGGAACGCAGCAGGCGAAACGUGAGCAGACCUGGUGCAAGAUAUGCGCGAUCGUCUAGGCGUCAUAAACAAAGACUUCGCUGAAAUGGUUGAGGAGCACUGGUUGCAUCCACAAAAGUCAGGUGAUACUCCAGCGAAAAAACGGCGUAACAUAGCGGAAGAUGACCAGAUUCCCACUGUACCCAAAAAGGAGGCCAUACUGAAAGAGAAAGGAUACGAAGAAGAGACACCAAAAAAAUCCCGAUCUCGAACCAGGGAGUCGCUUUUGGAGGUGCAAAACGUUUUCUUAUCGCCGGAUACAUUAGCUGCAAAGAGGAAAGCUCGUCUGGAGGAUAUAUCAGAGGUAGCGUAACUGGAAGCCGCUACGAAAGAAGCAAAUCUGACCCUGAAAAUGUAGAAAAUUGAUACCUCGCUUUUUAACAACUCAAAUUUGUAAACAUACCUCGAGUCAAUCAUGCCUAAGUUGUUUCUACCUUUAGACACAUACUUUUGCUUUGUUAGCGCAGAUAACGAAAUCAUCGCGGUCGCUGUGGCGGCGCGGUACCAUCUAUCCUUUGUCACAUUUAGACCUGUGCAUUCAUAUUACUGAACCGUUAUGGUGGCCUGCUAAUGCAUUAGUUGUAUCUGCAUCUUCUAUAUCAUAUCGAAGCUGAUAAACAC